AUGUCUUCCCACACUGCCAAAGCCGCGCGCUCCGCUUCCCAAGCUUUAUCUAGAUCGUCGUCCCAGAUUCCCAAACAACCUCACUCCCCCACCCCUGCGAUAGCUUCCCGACCAACAACCACAACAACACCAAAGAGCUUUGCGACUUGCUACAGCUCAACCACCACAUCGACACCCCUUACACAGCAAUUUCACAAGUCGUUCUCGACACAAGCCGCCAAGAUGUCGACUAUGCAUGCUCAGCACGGCCACAGCGAGGGAUGCUGCAACAUCCCUCCUGUCGUCUCCAAGGGCUACGAUGCCAAGGGCAGCUAUGAAGAGAUCGGAUCAAAGAAGACUUACGUCACCGGUCCCGCCGACGCAAAGAAGGCCAUCGUCGUCACUUUCGAUAUCUUUGGAUUCUUCCCCCAGACGCUUCAAGGAGCCGAUAUCCUGGCCACCAGCGGCGCCGAGAAGUACCGCGUCUUCAUCCCGGACUGGUUCGCCGGCGAACCCUGCCCCAUCGAGUGGUUCCCCCCCGACACCGAGGAGAAGCAGAAGAACCUCGGCGGUUUCUUCCAGAAGUUCCCGCCUCCCAAGAUUGCCGAGCAGACCCCGGACUACGUCAAGGCCAUCCAGUCAAAGUACUCAUCCAUUGAGUCUUUUGCUACCAUUGGCUACUGCUGGGGCGGGAAGGUCGUUUCACUCGUGACCUCGGGUGACAAGAACCCCUUUAAGGUCGCCGCCGAGGUCCAUCCCGCCAUGGUCGAGCCCGAGGAUGCCAAGGGCAUCAAGAUUCCGCUCAUUAUGCUCGCUUCCAAGGACGAGCCCGAGGAGGAUGUCAAGAAGUUCGAGGCCAACCUCAACGUGACUAAGCACGUCGAGACUUUCAAGGACCAGAUUCACGGAUGGAUGGCUGCUCGUUCUGACCUGGAAGAUUCCAGAGUUAAGGAGGAGUACACUCGUGGAUACAAGACAGUUCUCGAGUUCUUUGGAAAGAACUUCUAA
Messenger RNA from Colletotrichum lupini, 987 nucleotides. RefSeq names its product dienelactone hydrolase. Lineage: Eukaryota; Fungi; Ascomycota; Sordariomycetes; Glomerellales; Glomerellaceae. Bases 1 to 987 code for a protein of 328 amino acids. Gene Ontology annotation, molecular function: hydrolase activity. The record is from RefSeq and is a predicted model, not a curated record. The transcript is spliced from 3 exons.